Messenger RNA from Encephalitozoon hellem ATCC 50504, 2040 nucleotides. RefSeq lists its product as uncharacterized. Lineage: Eukaryota; Fungi; Microsporidia; Unikaryonidae. The record is from RefSeq and is a predicted model, not a curated record. Gene Ontology annotation, molecular function: RNA polymerase II complex binding. The transcript has a single exon. Gene Ontology annotation, biological process: regulation of DNA-templated transcription. Bases 1 to 2040 code for a protein of 679 amino acids. Gene Ontology annotation, cellular component: Cdc73/Paf1 complex.
AUGGUUAUUAAAAUUUCUACUGGAGACGAUGAAAGUAUUAGCUUUGAUGCCGAGAAUCCUCCUCUGGGCCUGAAGUUUGAUGAGCUAUUAAAGGCUCUGGAGGCUGGGGAUGUCCCUGCACUGGUACAAUACAAGAUAGCACACGGAUACAGAAGGCAUCCCAAGCUUGCCAUGAAAAUACUUGAGCAACUGAGUAGAGUUGAUGACAAAGACUACAACACCCUCCUACUUCUUCUUGCAUGCAGGCUUCAGGCCGGGAUGGAUGGAAUCGAUGUAGUGCAGAGGAUGGAGUUCUAUGAGUCUCCUAUGCUUGAUAUUCUCAAAGGAUUUGUCUCUUUGAAGAAGAAGAGCUAUGACAGUGCAUUGUUUCUCUUUGGAAAAGCGAGGUUUGCUCUUGGAAUCCAAAUAUGCAACUACUAUCUUGGAAACAUUGGGGAGGCCAAGAAGUUUGAUAGCAAAGUUUUGAGGGGAUAUUGCCUUCUAAAGGAGGCUAGAGAUAAUGAAGAGCUUGGAGAGAUUGAACGAUUAUUUAGGGAUGCAAACAAGAAAGACCUUCUGUUUGGACUUGGGCUUGGGGAUGAAUAUGAAGACGAGGGGAAUAUUGACGUGAAGAUGAGGCUAGUGGGAGAGCUUGUAGAUAGAGAAGAGUUUCCAAGGGCACACGAGAUGAUGGAAACCAUGCCGAAUAAUGCAGAAAUUUUAUAUCUAAGAGGAAAGAUAGAGCACAAGAAAAGGGACUUUGAGGCUGCCAAGAAGUAUUACAUGGAAAGCCUUGGAUGUGACAGGAAUUUCAUUAAAAGUGAGUACAAUCUUCAGAGAAUAGUUCAGGAUAAGAUGGGGAAUGGAAGCUAUAGAUGCAGUGAGUUUUCCGACUUCAAGGCCUAUCUUGAUCUCAAAAACAAAUCUACCGAUAUGAAUCUGGAAGGAUGCAGUGAGGACUUUCGAAAUGCAGUCCUGGCUGUACUUGGAGAGAAUACAAAAAGAGUAGAUACUUUGGUAAGAAGAUACAUGAGGCUUAUAGGGAAUCCAUGGAUCGAAAACUUUGUAGUUAUGAAUAAUAUAGGAUACUCUUUAUGCAGAUACUUGAGACCAUUUGAAGAGUAUGAGGAAAGACAGGAAGGGAACGAUAGGUUUCUUAUUGGAUCGAUUGGCAUAGAUAGAGAAGAUAACAAGUGCUUAGUUGAUGGGGAGAUGAUUGAGGAUAGAGUAAAAGAGGCAGAGAAGUACCUGAGAAGGGCACUGGAUGAGUGUCCUGAUGAAUACAAGGAGGUUAUAAGAUACAAUCUUGGAUAUGUAACGGAGGAUAGAGGGUUACUGGCGGAGCUGUCAUUAGAAGAAUCAAGGAGACUUCUGUCGGUUGAAGGGGAAGAGGCGUCCUCUAUUCCUAACGAACUCGAGUUAUUAGGAUUCUACCACAUGAGAAGAAAAGAGUUUAAGCUAGCAAAGAAGAUAUUCCAGAAAUUGGACACGUUGUACAGCAGUAUUGGGCUUGGAAACAUAUACAUUAGAAGUUUUUGUAAAGACAGGGAUAGCUCUGCAUUGGGAAAGGCAAUGAAAGCAUUUGCAAAAGGGAUGAGGUCCUACUAUUGCGGAAAUGGAAUUGGGAUAUGUCUUGCGCUAAAGGGGAGGCUUGAAGAGGCUAUCAACAUUUUUAAUAACGUGACAAUUGACUGGGUGGGUGGAUAUGUGAAUCUUGGGAACACUCUGAUUCUUUGUAAAAGAUAUAGAGAGGCCAUGGAUGUUUUUUCGAAGAUCUCCUCGAUGAGAUACUCGCGCCAGAUGCUUGAAAAACUUUGCAGAAUUGUUAAUGAGGUUGACGGAUAUAGAUUGUGUGUGGAUGCCGGGAUACCUGGUGCCAAAGAAAAACUAUUUGAGCUUCUUGUUGAACAAAGCCGUUUUGAGGAGGCGGAGAAGCUGAGAGUCGUGGACCAAAGACUCAUGAAGAUGUAUGAUGAAAAAAAGGAAGAGGAGAAGAAGAGGAAGGAGGAGUUAAGGAGAAAGGCUGAGGAGAUGAGGGAGUAUAGAAAGAGAAGAAGAUGA